GAUGUCUUUUGGGCUAUAGUGGCUCCCCUUAAAAAGCCAUCAGGAGACUAUCCACCUGUUUACAUAUGCACGCCUCAGACAGAUGUUGAAUAAUUCAUCCACAGAGGCGGACAACAUGCAGCUGUAUUUGGGUUAUGGGGGUGCAUGGGUUCUCUCCCUGCCUCAAUUCGUGCAGCCCAAAUUAUAGGCAUCACUUUGCAGGCAGAACAGGGCAACGAAAAACUGGGACACUUUGCAUAAAGGAUCCAACCGAGAGGCAUAAUACAAUGUGAAAGAUGGAGCUGCGGAAAGGUUCGGUUCAAAGUCUUGGGAAGGGUGGGACAAGUCAGUCGGUUUGAUUUUGGAGAAACUUAUCUGUUUGUAGGAACCUGAACAAGUUUUACGCUUCAGAAAAAAAUCCCUUUGAGUCUGUAUCUUGUAUUUCUCCCAAGUGACUUUGCUAACGCGUUGGUGCCCUUUUAGAGAACUUGUUGCAAAUAAUUUUCAGUCAAACCCCAGCUUUCUCGUUGAGCCAGAAUGAGCUCCAGUGAGGAUCAAUCCCUCUUCGAUAACCCCUUCAACUUAUCGACACAUGUUGGAAAAAAAUUGUGAAGCGCUUUGUGCAAACAGUGCAGCUGCUCUGGCGCUGGGACUAAAUGGCCAAGAUGGAUGUGUUUUUGCAGAGGAGGCCGCGCACACACGCAGGACCAAAGCAGCAGGGGUGGCAGCGCUCUGUCAGACGGGGCUAUCUGGAGGUUUAUGGCUCGCAGGUUUUUAGACUCGGUGCUGCCUUCGCUUGCCCUUUGGGUCUAAUGGACACUGAUGGAAAAUGACUCCAGUGUUCCAGCGAUCCAUCAGACGCGCGCUCUCUCUCCAUCUCUGCGCUCAUCCGUCAGGCCGCAGCUUUCAAACAGAGGAGGAACUUUGCGGGCGCUUUACAUGUGCGGCUGCGAAAUAAACCGCCUCCAGUCAAACAUAUGGCCUCGGAGGCGAUUAAUAACAAAACUCACAAACAAUCUGAGCACUUUCCGCUUUUUUUCCCUCUGCUAAACUAAAACAUUUUAUCUCAGUUUAUCUGUUUGCGCCUAAAAAAAAAUCUUAAUUCAUGUCGUGCCAAGAAGGUCAGGCAGCUUUUUCAUAUUUCAAAAAUAUUAAAGUGUUUAUAUGAGUUGAGGCUUUCCUCCAUACAUCCCACUGCUCACUGGGGAAGCAGUGAGUCAGCCAGCAUUGAGUCCCCAGAGGGAGCGCGGCACGGCACGGCACGGCACGGCUACAGGCCCCGCCCACGCAGGAAGAAAACGCGAGCUGGAGAGAGAGAGAGGGAGAGAGAGAGAGAGGCGGGGGGUAACUUAGACCGAAUCAGGGUGCCGGUGAGUGUUGUUGCCGCCAUAGGUGGAUGACUUGCAGGGGGGCAUGUUCGGAUUAGAGCUGUGAUGAUCGACGGCUCCCUGGCUGCGCCGGUCAGCGUGACGCACAGAGAGUGUAGGCGCACCGUGGCUGGAGUCACGUUGGGAUUAGAGCCAGUGACAGCGGAGGGAUCACCAAGUUGAGAUGCUGUAAGAGCUUGUGGUGAGCGUGAGUGUGCGUGCGCGUGUGAAGGAGCGAGGAGGAUGCGUCCGUCUCGCAGUUGUUGUAACGUGAUAAGUUUGGACUGAACGUAACGGAAGGGCGCGCGUUCGUCCGUCUGGGAUGUAUUUCUUUGAAAUGCAAUAAGAGAAGAGGUCAAGUGGACGCAGUUUUAGGCUAAGGAGCGAUUCGCGGUGUGAGAGGAGAGGAACAAAGCGUGCGCCAGGCUGACUGCCCAACACAAAUCUGGGUAAACAAAUAUGACGGCCGAUUUUGACAUUGUCGUAUAUCUGCAGACGAGCAACAGCACCGCCGACAGAAUUACAAACCUCGGGUGAAUUCUGGAGUCUAACUGUGAUUUUAUUUGGAGAAAAAGGCGGGGGGGUCUAAUCCUGGUGGCGCAUCUAUCUCUCCGGCUGCGCGUAAUGGGAGAAAAGUUUCGGACCUUGCAGAGGAGACGCACUCGCAGCAUCCAGCCGACGACGCGCUUGUAAAUAACAUGUGCACCCUGCUUUUCCGUCCGCGGCAGACGAAGUUUGAAAGUGAAUUUCAGCCAUUCAGUAUGACUUGAAACAGCCUUGGGGGUGGCUGUCGGAACUCGCAUCAAGCCAGUUAACGAUCCAUGAACCGCCGACCCGAUUUGUCCAAAGACGCGCAGACGGACAUUAAUGAUCUAGAGAGGAUUUCUGCAGCAGCAGCAGCAGCAGCAGCAACGCAGUGAAAGCCUGAUCCCAGCGUGAGAGACAGAGAGAGAGAGAGAUUCCACCUGGAUGUCUAUGAUGUUGUGCCAGCUCGGGCAGAGGUGUGUGAUGGAGGUGGUGGUGCUGACAGUCCUGUCCUGGGUGUCCGUGUGGGCAGAGGAGAAGAUCAUAUUUGACAGACACGCUGUCUACUGGAACAGCUCCAACCCCAAGUUCUGGCACGGAGAGUACAGGGUGGCAGUGAACAUUAAUGACUAUCUGGACAUCUACUGUCCUUACUAUGAGGGUCCCCCGUCCCAUGGACGCAUGGAGCGCUACAUCCUGUUCAUGGUCAACCACGAGGGCUACACUUCCUGCCAGCACAGGAUGCGUGGCUUUAAGCGCUGGGAGUGCAACCGUCCCAGCGGUCCUGACGGACCCCUGCGCUUCUCAGAGAAGUUCCAGCUCUUCACCCCCUUCUCCCUGGGCUUCGAGUUCAGGCCUGGACACGAGUACUACUACAUCUCGUCUCCUCACCCAAAUCAUGUGGGUCGAGCAUGUCUAAAGCUGAAGGUGUAUGUCAGACCUCCAGAUGGGUCGGGAUAUGAUUCUCCGGAGCCCUUCCUGACUGAUGGAGGUCCGAGCUGGAGGCCAGGGUCCACGGCCCCGUUAGCUGCUUUGGCCUCACUGCUCCUGGGAUUCCUCUCCAGGCUGUGACCCCUCUCCGUCUCGUCCUCCUGGAGCUCCCGCCCAAGGUUGCUGGGCUGGGCUGGCUGUCCCUAUAAGUCCACCACCCCUCAGGGAAGCCCUCUGUCUCCGUCCUCCCCUCUUCCAACCUCCACCUCUAUACAAGCACCAACCACCCCCCACUGCCAGCCCAUUCCAUGGCCCAGCCAAGGACACCCUUCCCAGGCCUGGCUGAGAGGGUUGGGUCUUGGGAAAACUGCCCUUCAUCUCUGAUCCCCAAACUCUGGGUGGAACAGCACCUCUCAGCUGAAAAACACAAGGGAAAUGUCUCUGCACUCAUAUCAGGAGGUCCCUUUGAUUUGACUAUUGACUCGUGGCCACUGAUGGGGUAGAUGUAGCCAUGGCUAUGAUUAAACUUGUCGUUCCAGUGCAAUUCCUAUCAUCCAAUCACGGCAGGAUACAUUAAGCGAUAGGCCUGGAUGCACAAAAAUUGGAUUUUUCUCACAUUGCUGUCCCAUCGUCAAACCAAGAAUUGGAAGUGGCCAAGCUUGCAUUGUAAUUGAAAUUCUAUACUACCUGGACCCAUUCCAAGUGCAACGAGAAAAAGAGCAAAUGUACAGAGAUGGGGAGCAGAAAAGUGACCCAGUCUGUGCAGAAAGGGGAAAACAAUGCAGGCACAGUUUUAAAUGAAUAUGGCCAUAUGGGAAAUGUAAUAUUAUAUGUGUUGAUAUUUUCAGACCCGGUCUUGAUUCACAGCAACGUGAUAUAAAAAUCAUACAGUUUGAUUUUUUAUGAGCCGCUCAGAUAUCACAUUAUCAUGACAAAUAUAAUCAUAGCCUGUUUCAGCGGGAGGGUGUGUGUGUGGGUGUGUGUGUGUGUGUGUGUGUGUGUGUGUGUGUGUGUGUGUGUGGAGGGAGUUCUGGGUGGGCUCGGUGAGGUGUAUAUUUUCAGGUGGGAUGUGUUUUGUCUUCUCCGUGUUUCUAAACAAAGCAUUUAUCACAGCCUGUCCAGCACAGGCGUCUUCAGCACUGUCUAAUGUCAGUUGGGUCGGGUGACUUUUGGAACCAUGACUUUCUCAUGUAUGAAUGUACCACUGGUCACCCACCUCCGUGUCGUUCUGUAUUAUCAUGACUGUGGUCACUUACAGUACCUUCUCUCGGACUGGCGGGAUGAACGGGUCGGGGAUUUUUUUUGGCGGGAUGGUGAGGGGGCGGGCAGGAGGCGGGUGAAGUAAGGAUGAACGGAAGGCAGGUGAGAAAAGGAGGCGACACUCAAGUUGCAUGACCACUGUGAAAACUUCAGAUCAAUCUCGUUUGUAAUGAUGAUAUAUUUUUUCAUGGGGAAAAUCAGUAACACCCCGCUAUCGCUCUCUUGCUCUCCCUGAGACUUUUUACCGACAUCAAAAGGAAAAUUUAACCUCUCUCCUCACACGGUUUCUCCUGUCUGGCUUUCAGUCGUUGAUGGAUUAGCUUGGGCCGCGAGAUAAAUGGACCCACAGGGUGAAACUGACUGGAAAUCAGCCCUCAGAGCCCAGGCCGGAUCACAAUGGACAUAAACACUAACUGAAGCUGGUCCUGGGUCUGAGGGUUAAACCAAUAAGGGAAGCGCAUAGACUGUGGCAAAUGAGGCGAGGUGUGUGUGUGUGUGUGUGGUAGCAUCACAAAAACACACAUGCGCAUGCACACACACACACACACGCACACACACACACAAAGUCUUUGAUAACAGGACUGUUCCUCUGAGCAUUCAUGGACAUGACUAUAAAAGGAACAGCACAAAGAAGAGAGAGGAGGGAGGGGGAGGGAGAGAAAGUGUGUGUGUGCAUCAUGGGACUGAGACUUCUUUAAUGUUGGGAAGUGAACAUAAUGAGUAAGCACUGUGAACACACACAUGCAUACACACAUGACGACCCAUGUACAGACACGCACACACACACACACAAGCGCAGACACAUGUAGAAAAGCAAAUGCAGAUCUAGACAUUUACAAAGACAUGGCAUGCAUAUACACACAUGUACAGACACACACACACACACACACACACAAGAAAACACAAACAAAGGGAAGCACUUCAUUCCCUGUUUCAUCUUAUUUUUGUAGCAUUUAAAAUCACUGUUAAUUACUCCUGUGUGGGAUGCAGUGAUGGGGUAUAGCCUGUGGAAGAUUAAAAAAAAAAGUGUUUUCUCUUCUUCUAUUCCACUGAUGCUGUCCUUCUAUCGUUCUUCUUCUCUGGUUUGUGAUCCAUGGUUGGUAGUGGUAGGAUGCCUCCAGGUCUGAGCGUCAUGUAUGAGUUUGUCUCCUUUUCUGUUUGUGGUGUUUUUGUGGAAGCUGACCUCAGUCAUUUAAAGUCAGUCGUUCAAAAGUAAACACAGAAGUCAGAGCAAGGAGAGAAACACACAAAUAAAGAUUGUCUUUUUGUCUACUCGAAAAACAAGCCAAGUGAGUGGAAUUUCUUCAGUGGAAAUGAGAAUUAAUUUUCAUUUCAUCCCCCCCUUCCCCAAAUGGCAGAUGAUUGUAUUCAUGUAUAAGGCUGCACCUGGGUCUUUAUUUUGCCCGGCCUAUCUUCCUCUGACGUCAGACUAUCGGGAUGGUGAACAUUGAGCUCUGCCAGUCAAAGCAUGAAAUUAUUCAGAUGAAAUCAACCUCUCCAAUCUUCAGCUGUUUCUCCCUCAGCGAUGUGACAGCUAAUCUGAACUGCUGACAACACGGACGAUGAAUAGCUUGAUGGCCUCUCCUCGCUUAUUUCCAUCAGAUUUCCAGCAGGGUGGCCCACCAGCGACGCAAAGUA
This is a messenger RNA of Scatophagus argus, 5699 nucleotides long. RefSeq names its product ephrin-A2-like. The record is from RefSeq and is a predicted model, not a curated record. Bases 2316 to 2942 code for a protein of 208 amino acids. The transcript has 4 exons. Gene Ontology annotation, cellular component: plasma membrane. Gene Ontology annotation, molecular function: ephrin receptor binding. Lineage: Eukaryota; Metazoa; Chordata; Actinopteri; Scatophagidae. Gene Ontology annotation, biological process: ephrin receptor signaling pathway; osteoclast differentiation; axon guidance.